Molecule: messenger RNA, 1095 nt
Organism: Rhagoletis pomonella (apple maggot)
Lineage: Eukaryota; Metazoa; Arthropoda; Insecta; Diptera; Tephritidae
Exons: 1
Coding region: 33-803 (256 amino acids)
Source: RefSeq, a predicted model, not a curated record
CGUUAUAAGAGUUACACCGAACAAAAAAAAAGAUGUUCCACAAGAGCGCUUUCCUAUUACUGGUGUUGGCCAUAGCUCUCGCCAUCGCUGAGCCGCCGCGCUUUCUUUCACGCCCUAACCGUUUCCAGCAGCGUCGUCAAUUUCUCGCACGUCAACAGUCCGUACCCGCAGCACCCCAGCCCGAAUUCGCGGCUUACCCUUCGGCUGAUGAACUGAAACCGGAAAAUCCUUUUCAAGCUGAGGAGGAAACUAUCGAACCGGACUUAGUUUACGGCCCACCAGACGCCACUUACGGACCACCAUUGCCCGCCACUGAUCCCUUGCCAGCCGUAGAAUCGCCGCCACAGUUUGCGACCAAUCCAGAUGCUGAGGAAUUUGAACGCCUCACUCAAAGCCGUCCCUCGUUACGCGUCCAACAGCGUCCCCAGCAACAACGCGCUCAAGUGCAUCUUGUGCAACGCACUCAACGCCUACAGCAAAGAAAGAUACAACAAAAAGCCAUUGUUAAGCAGGUUGUGAAUGCUCCUCAACGCCAGGAGGCUACCAUUAAACGUGUGGUGAGCACACAGCAAUUGGUAGCUAGGCCUGCGCCAGCGCCCGCUGCUGCUGUGGUUGUGGCAGCACCCAUUGCAGCAGCUGCGUCGACUGCAGUAGCGCCCGCGAAGGUGGUGAUAUCCUCGCAACGCCUAGUGGCAGUGGAACCUGCGCCCGCCUUCAGUGCCGCCGUUAACACGCCACUGGGAGAGUCUUAUGUAGUCAUCAAUUCGCCAUUCGCUUUAACCUCGCAAUUUCAGUCGUGGUAAGGUGGCGUAUUUUGUUAUAAUUAUAUCUGUUUGGGGAAUGUUUCAGAAAAAUUAUAAAUAAAAAAUAGUCGAUAAAAAACGAAAAGUACGCAUCAUUUGUUCUCAACCGGCUUGUGUUCAUGUUAAUAAGUUCUUCCUUUAAGAGUAGGUUUGCCUUUAAAUACAGCGGCUCAUUUCUGUGUUUUGCCGGGUAACCGAUUUCAUUUUAAUUUCGAUUUAUAUAUUUUGCAUCGACGCUUAUUUCGCAAUAAACUGAAUUUGUUCGAUGGAAGAAUUUGUUGUUUAUUUGCAA